AUGGCGCUGGGCGCGGGCCCGGGCGUGUGGGCGCUGCUGCUGCUGUGGGCGCUGGCGCUGCUGCUGUGCGGCGCGGCCUCGCGGGCGGCCGCCCGGGCGCGGUUCGCCACGGUGCCGGUGGCGCUGGGGGCCGCGCUGCUCAGCGCCGCGCUGCUGCUGUUCCCCCGGGACGAGGAGCACCCGCCCGCUGCCGCGCACGGCGACGAGCUCGUGGACACCUUCCUGAUCCCCCGCUUCAUCCUGCUGGCUGUGAUGAGCCUGCUCUUCCUCGGCUGCCUCUUCCUGCUGCUCAUCUACCACCUGAUGGAGCCGGUGUACGCCAAACCCCUCCGCAGCAGCAGCAGCAGCAGCUGACACCCCUGCAAAGCUCUUGAAGAGGAAACCAGGAAGGGGAAGUGAAGAGACUUUUGUCUUCUGAGCUCAGAAAAGAGCUGGUGGAGCAAGUGAAGCCCAUCACUCACAGGCAGUGCUGUUAUCUCUCAGCUGCUGGGACUGAGCACGAGCACCUUCCUCUGCAGGGGUGGGGGUUUCAAGCCUCCUCAGACUGUUGUCACCUCCUUCUUUUCUCAUUUAAUGGGAAGGUUGAAAUCCAUCCACUUGGAUUCAAUGAAUCAAACUGAGCUGAGAUGGUUUGUUUUCGUUAGCCACAAGAGACUAGUUUGUUACUGCUCUGGUUUUCACCUCACUUCAAUAAAGCUUUCUGAGAAA
This is a messenger RNA of Colius striatus (speckled mousebird), 708 nucleotides long. It is a transcript of the gene TMEM218, whose product is annotated as transmembrane protein 218. The transcript has 3 exons. The record is from RefSeq and is a predicted model, not a curated record. NCBI's taxonomy places the organism in Eukaryota, Metazoa, Chordata, Aves, Coliiformes, Coliidae. The coding region runs from base 1 to 354 and encodes 117 amino acids.